Alternaria ethzedia is the source of this 771-nucleotide messenger RNA. RefSeq lists its product as uncharacterized. The coding region runs from base 1 to 771 and encodes 256 amino acids. Gene Ontology annotation, molecular function: protein phosphatase inhibitor activity. The record is from RefSeq and is a predicted model, not a curated record. Lineage: Eukaryota; Fungi; Ascomycota; Dothideomycetes; Pleosporales; Pleosporaceae. Gene Ontology annotation, biological process: regulation of signal transduction. The transcript is spliced from 2 exons.
AUGACUGGACAAUCCCCCGAACUGCAUUCGCCGAGCUCGCAUCCUGAGCGACCUAAGGGUAUCCUCAAAAACUCUAGCUCGUACCGCGCCGACUCCCAAACGUCCCCCACUAGCGAGCUUCCACCGGCCGUAAGCCCCAUAUCCGAGCGGCCGCAGCUGGGUCGCGAAUUAUCAGAGAAGGAAAUUGUAUUGGAGAACACGCUGCGCAAUGCUGGCGCUCACCGAAGAUCCUCGUCGAACCCACGCGGCAUCGGUUCACGACGGCAGUCGGGCAUUGACCCCGCGGAUGAGACUAGCCCGCAGCUCAAGUGGGACGAGGCCAACCUUUACCUGAACGAGCAGAACCGCGACAGCACCAUGAAGAUCGAUGAGCCCAAGACACCAUACGCCAAGCAGUACGAUCCCGCCGAGGACGAAGAGGAGGUCGAAAUGCUCAACGCCGAAGAGCUCAAGGUGGACGAGCUGGACAAGCCAAAGCGGAAACCUAAGAUUGAAGAUAUACCCGAGUUCGACUUGGGACAGCCGGAGCUGCAGGCACGACAGUCGCAGACACCCGAGAGCGAGAAGAGGGUCAUGGUGGAAGAGGGCAUGGAUACAGAUGAAGGCUACCACGGCGAGCUCCUCCCCAACGCCACCCAGGAAGAGAGGGAGAAGCACCGCAAGUUUGAAGAGUUGCGCAAGAAGCACUAUGAAAUGAAGAACGUCAAGGACCUGCUUGGUCACCCAGAAGAUGACGAAGAUGAGGAAAUGCCGACACGGCCCAAUGCUUAG